This is a messenger RNA of Musca domestica (house fly), 3370 nucleotides long. It is a transcript of the gene TkR99D, whose product is annotated as tachykinin-like peptides receptor 99D. The transcript is spliced from 11 exons. NCBI's taxonomy places the organism in Eukaryota, Metazoa, Arthropoda, Insecta, Diptera, Muscidae. Gene Ontology annotation, molecular function: tachykinin receptor activity. Gene Ontology annotation, cellular component: plasma membrane. The record is from RefSeq and is a predicted model, not a curated record. Bases 648 to 2669 code for a protein of 673 amino acids. Gene Ontology annotation, biological process: G protein-coupled receptor signaling pathway.
UACAGAUUCAAAAAAAAAAGAAAAAACUUCAAACGUACCGAUUUAUAACUGCAAAAGUAUUAAGAUUUAAAGCAAAUUAGGAACAACACCAAAAAUAGAAAAUAUGGAAGCAUUUAAAAAACAUCUGCACGAACAUUGUUACUACCAGGCCUGCAAGACAGUUGUUCUAAAAUAAAAAAAAACAAGCAGUCGUUGUGGCCUUAGGUCUCUGAAGUUAAGUGGUGACAACAACACUGUCGCCGCUGACACUGGCACUGACACAUUGGAUGCAGCUCAAGAGCAGCACCACAAAACAUUAGCAACUAAGUCAAUGUUAAUCUCCAAGUGCCAGCAUCACUAACGACAAAUAACACUACAAGAACAACAGCAACAAACAGGAAUCUAUCUGGUGAGUGGUCCCAGUCGUCAUCUCGUGGUCCCAGUCGUCCUCGUCAUCGUCAUCAUCAUCAAUGGCAGAUGUUGCAGUAACGGUAAAAUAGAUUUAAAAGCAAUUUACGCCAGCAACGACAACGUCUAUAUUAGCCAACAUCAUUGGAAAAUAUUGCUGGAACAACUUCCGUGCAGAGGAGGCAGAAGCGAGAGGUUAGCAAAACAUAAAUCUCACUCUCACUCCCUGCGUAUAAACGUUUCCAUUACCAUUGACUAAUAUGCUAGAUCUUAACAUUCCCACGGUGAAUACAAUCUCCGCCACCAUUUCACCCUAUGAUGCUGAAAUAUUUCAACAGAAUCGUCAUCACAUUGCCGAGACAGCAGCAGCUAAAAUGUCAGCAACAAUGUUCGAUACUCCCCCGACCACACUGCCUCUACCACAGGCUGAGAGUGGAAUUAAUCUAACACAACAGCUGACGGACACACUGCUGGACCCCAUGGCAACGGCAACGGCAACUGGUGGCACGACCUCAUCGGCCUCAUCCCAGUUAUAUCCCUUGGUAAAUGUAGCUAGCAAUUUCGUUUACGAUUGGUGCAAUCAAUCGUUGUAUCCACAGUCAUCCUCUGCAGCAGCUUAUUUCGCCUCCAGUGACGGUAGUUCAAAUAGUCCAAGUGGUUACAACUGUUCGCUGCUCACGAGCACAAAUGGCUGGAAUACAUCGAGUAAUGAUACAUAUAUUGACAUUUCCUUCAUAUUGCCAUGGUGGCGCCAGGUCCUGUGGAGCAUCCUGUACGGUGUUAUGGUCAUUGUGGCGACUGGUGGCAACUUAAUCGUUGUAUGGAUUGUCAUAACAACAAAACGGAUGAGAACUGUAACCAAUUACUUUAUAGUGAAUUUAUCAAUAGCCGAUGCAAUGGUGUCGAGCCUUAAUGUCACGUUCAGUUAUAUUUACAUGCUGGACAAUAAUUGGGCUUUCGGACAGCUGUACUGUAAAAUAUCGCAAUUUAUUGCAACUCUCAGCAUAAGUGCAUCGGUAUUCACUCUGAUGGCGAUAUCAAUCGAUAGGUAUGUGGCCAUAAUGAAGCCUUUGAAACCACGUAUGAGCAAACGCAGUAAUUUGGGUAUUGCCGCCGUUAUCUGGAUAGCCUCGGCCAUAAUAUCGUGUCCCAUGCUCUUGUUCUACACCACCGAGGAUAUUUCCAGCAAGGAUGGCAUACGGACGGUUUGCUUUCCUGAAUGGCCGGAUGGUACAAUGAAUCAUUCCAACCAAGAGUACAUCUACAACAUAUUAUUUAUGAUACUCACAUAUUUUCUACCCGUCAUAUCAAUGACCGCAACCUAUUCGCGUGUGGGAUUGGAGCUGUGGGGUUCCAAGGCCAUUGGUGAAUAUACACCGCGUCAGGUGGAGAAUGUAAAAAGUAAACGUCGUGUGGUUAAAAUGAUGAUGGUUGUGGUUUUAAUAUUUGUCGUCUGUUGGCUGCCAUUUCAUGCAUAUUUCAUUGUGACUUCCUGCUAUCCGGCCAUCACUGAGACACCCUUCAUACAGGAGGUGUACCUGUUCAUAUAUUGGCUGGCAAUGAGUAAUUCCAUGUACAAUCCGAUUAUAUACUGUUGGAUGAAUUCGCGGUUUCGCUUUGGCUUCAAAAUGUUUUUCCGCUGGUGUCCAUUCGUUCAUGUUGGCGCUGAAAGUCUAAAUCGUCGUGAUAACCUGACAUCACGUUAUUCAUGCUCCGGUUCACCCGAUCACAAUCGCAUCAAACGUAAUGAUACUCAGCGCUCGUUUCUCUACACCUGCCCUGGCUCACCAAAAAGUCGUCGCAUUUCCCACUGUGGUAUCCUUCGUAGUUCAACAAUUUUAACAACUCACCGUGACAGCAGCCGCCACUCAGCACCCAUAACAACUACAACAACAAUGGUCCCAAACACUUGUAAUAUAAGUGGCGGCAAUUAUUCACAGCAUCACCAACACCAUCUACAUCAUCAUUCGCAUCCACAUCAUCACGGUUCGUAUCACCAACGGAACAGUGUCAAGUUGGCCAACAGUGUCAACAAUUCCCAUGAAUUGGCUUCGUUGACCGGUAAUGGACCCCUGCACUUGUAUGCGGCCAACAACUCCAAAGAAAAGCUGCUAAAAUCAAAUCUACGGCCGAAUGGUAAAUGGACAAUGGCAACAACAACAAUAGCGGCGACAACGGGGACACCGGCAACGAAUGAGAAUGUGGUUGGGACAUGUCCGACGGCGUUUAAUGGUGUAAGUGAUACAAAUUAUUUGGCCAAUCGAACGGCUUUAAUGUCUUGACAAAAUGGAGGAGGUUGCGAGGUAGAAGUGGACGACGGCGACAAAGCAGUAAAAGAUCUUUAUAAUGGUGGCAAUAGCAACGGAAACGGAAGUCUAUUCUAUACCAGUUCAACAUUGACAAAUGGCACGGGCACCACUGCUGCUGCUGCUGCUGCCGGCAUCCCCGCCAAUUCGAACUCUUCAUUAUUGCUGUACAAUAAUUCAAGUAAUGAUUAUGACAGGCAAAGAACUUCGAAUGGCCUAACCUUGGAAGUUGGCAAAGCGAGCAGCAAAACCAACAACAACACAUUCACAUCAAAGCACGAAGCUAUAAACUUGGAUGAUAGAAGUUCUACGGGUGGCGGUGGUAUUAAAAUGCUUUAUUCGAGCAGUACAACAGCAGCAACAAAAUCUAAUACAUUUCAUAAUCAGGACAAAACAUGGCUUUAAGCCAUUCGCAAGAAACAAACUAUUAAAAUAUGCCAACCAACAGAAACAGCGAAAGAGUGUGAGAGAAAGGCAUGUGUCCGUAUCCUUUUGUACAGGACUUGUAUUAGACAACAUUUUGCAAUUGUUCGGCAUCCGAAGUACUACUCGCUAUUGUAGAUGGUAGCUAGUUUCAACUCAAACAGAUUCUGAUAUUCCCUAGUUUUAAGAAUGUAUAGGAAAAUUUUCGCCUCAUAUUUUUUUGUUUAGUUUAAAGAGAUGUAUUUUAAGGACUG